Magallana angulata is the source of this 1063-nucleotide messenger RNA. RefSeq lists its product as uncharacterized. The record is from RefSeq and is a predicted model, not a curated record. The transcript has 2 exons. NCBI's taxonomy places the organism in Eukaryota, Metazoa, Mollusca, Bivalvia, Ostreida, Ostreidae. Bases 48 to 983 code for a protein of 311 amino acids. Gene Ontology annotation, molecular function: protein binding.
CCAUUCAGGAAUUGACACGAACAGUAUUUGUAGACGUUUCAUAAGCGAUGAAUUUUUUUGUGUUCUUUUUCCUUGUUUUUCCAACUUGGACGAGCGCCAUGAACGACGUGGAGCAUUUAAAUGUACACGAACAAAUUAAGACUCUCCAGAGCAUGGUGAACGAGUUGAAAAAUCUUGUUCAUGUUCAAAGCCAACGUAACGAUCACCUUGAACGGCUACUCUCAGAUAAUCGGAACGAAGUUAAGGAACUAAAGAGUCAAUUUCUAAACGAACUUAGGAAUUUGAAAAGCAACUUUUCUAAAUUGGAUGUAGUUGACUCGAACCAAAAUCGAUUUUUAGCAAAGCUGAAAAGGGAUGGUUUGAAUACUAACAGGUUCAUACAUUCUCUCACCAAUCGUCAAUUAAGAUUGGAAAAGAUGCAUGCAUUGGUCACAGAAGAUCAAAAGGAAUUGCGAAAUCUGUCGGACGGAAACUAUAGUGUUGAAUUAAUAGAAAAGAAGUCAGAAAACAGCUUACGACACGUUGACAAAAUUAAAAAGCGGCUUCUUUCACCCCAAACAACCUCUGGAGAUGCCAUCGCAUUUUACGCCUUCAUGUCAUCAAUUCUAUGGUCUCCAUGGAGAGGACGCAUUUUGGUUUACGAUGUUGUCAAAACUAACAUUGGAAACGGGUAUCGUUCUCAUACAGGGGUAUUCUUGGUACCUAAAUCGGGCGUGUACGUUUUCACGUGGACUUUUCGAACAGGAAGCAGUCAUGACCAUAGCAUUCAGUUGAUGAAAAACAAAAAGGACAUAGGUUCAGUUUAUUUCCAUACUGGUGUCGACGGAGUCGAGGCAGGAGGGACGGGUAUUGUGGUGACCCAUGCCAACGCCGGGGACGACGUUUUCACUCGAACAAACCCCACACUCAAUAUCGGGACGGGUCACUACAUCCAGAGUGAUGCACAUGGAAGAUCUUCUUUUGCAGGAUGGAAGAUUUUUUGAUUAGUAUGUUAAGUGCCAAAUGGGUUUUAAAAAGACAGGGAAAAAACACUAUAUACAGAUUUUUGGCUGUCAAAAUGUAA